GUCGUCACAUGUGUAUAACAAACGUGUAAGAAAGCUUCAGACAACUGACCACAAUUUGUUUUCUGCUGAUUGCGUUGUUAAUAAUUUGUUCAAAUAUUUCAAUUGAUUUGUUUCAUAUGAAGUACAAGCUGAUUUGGUUUUGACUAGAAUAGAAGAAUCAAAUCAUGAAGUCUUUGAUUAUUGCUUCUUUUGUUUCUCCACAGUUACCAUAUUCAUCUUCUUCAAAAGGAUGUUAUCAUGCAUCAUUAAGAGCAUUAAAGCAAAACAAAGUCAUUCGAUCGCAAUCAAGUUAUGCGAUACACAAUAUUGGCAGAUUUAAAAGAACUUUUCUACUUUCUCGCAAACACAACACAAGUAUUGUUGCAAGUGCGGUUUCUGAACAACCCGUUGGCCCUGGUGAUACAAGUCCUCAAAGUUCCUUACCAAAUGCUUUAAAUGCUUUCUAUAGGUUUUCAAGACCGCAUACAGUUAUCGGAACUGCGUUGAGCAUAGUUUCGGUUUCACUCCUUGCAGUUCAGAAGCUUUCGGAUUUUUCUCCACUAUUCUUCAUUGGUGUUAUGGAGGCUAUUGUUGCUUCCUUCUUUAUGAACAUAUAUAUCGUUGGCUUGAAUCAGUUGUCUGAUAUAGAAAUAGACAAGGUUAACAAGCCGUAUCUUCCAUUGGCGUCGGGAGAAUAUUCUGUUAAAACCGGUGUACUAAUUGUGUCCUCAUUUGCAUUGAUGAGUUUCUGGCUUGGGUGGAUCGUCGGUUCGUGGCCUUUAUUUUGGGCACUUUUCGUAAGCUUUGUUCUUGGAACAGCAUAUUCAAUCAACAUACCGAUGCUGAGAUGGAAGCGAUUUGCUCUCGUAGCAGCAAUGUGUAUUCUAGCCGUAAGAGCGGUAAUAGUCCAAAUUGCAUUUUACCUACACAUUCAGACUUUCGUUUACAGAAGACUCGCUGUGUUCCCUAAACCCGUGAUAUUUGCAACCGGGUUCAUGAGUUUCUUCUCUGUUGUUAUAGCAUUGUUUAAGGACAUACCCGACAUUGUUGGAGACAAGAUAUUUGGCAUUCAAUCAUUUACAGUCCGUUUGGGUCAAAAGCGGGUGUUCUGGAUUUGUAUUUUGUUACUUGAAGUGGCUUACGGUGCUGCUAUUUUAGUUGGGGCGUCGUCUCCCUUUCUUUGGAGCCGAUGCAUAACGAUAUUUGGCCAUGUGAUUCUCGGUCUAAUACUCUGGAGGCGUGCCAAGUCGACUGAUCUGGAGAACAAAUCAGCAAUAACCUCAUUUUACAUGUUCAUAUGGCAGUUGUUCUAUGCUGAGUACCUGCUCAUACCGCUUGUGAGGUGACUUGAAACAAUAUUGACGUAGGGCCCGCCUACGCGUUUGUUGUUCUGGUUUUGCCAUCGUUCUGGCUCAAUGGUCCGAAGGACAGUUGUUAGGGGUUUAGUACUAGAUAGUGGAGACACAUAAUAUUUGCAACAUAUUGUUGGUUUCAAACUCUUGAAACAAAGAUAAUAAAGUAUGGAUUCUUUUAAACAGUAA
Helianthus annuus (common sunflower) is the source of this 1520-nucleotide messenger RNA. RefSeq names its product homogentisate phytyltransferase 1, chloroplastic. Gene Ontology annotation, molecular function: prenyltransferase activity. The transcript has 12 exons. Lineage: Eukaryota; Viridiplantae; Streptophyta; Magnoliopsida; Asterales; Asteraceae. Bases 165 to 1325 code for a protein of 386 amino acids. Gene Ontology annotation, cellular component: membrane. The record is from RefSeq and is a predicted model, not a curated record.